This is a messenger RNA of Euleptes europaea (tarantolino), 1573 nucleotides long. RefSeq names its product cytochrome P450 2D14-like. Bases 1 to 1548 code for a protein of 515 amino acids. The transcript has 9 exons. Gene Ontology annotation, biological process: xenobiotic metabolic process; arachidonate metabolic process. The record is from RefSeq and is a predicted model, not a curated record. Gene Ontology annotation, molecular function: heme binding; oxidoreductase activity, acting on paired donors, with incorporation or reduction of molecular oxygen, reduced flavin or flavoprotein as one donor, and incorporation of one atom of oxygen; iron ion binding. Gene Ontology annotation, cellular component: intracellular membrane-bounded organelle; cytoplasm. NCBI's taxonomy places the organism in Eukaryota, Metazoa, Chordata, Lepidosauria, Squamata, Sphaerodactylidae.
AUGGAGACUCCAAUGGCUGUGAUCCCAGCGUCCAUCUCUUGGAUGCAGGCCCAGGCUGCAUCCUGCUGGAACAACAUCCCAGCAGUGCUCAUCUUUCUCCUGCUGCUGGCCCUGCUGCUCGAUCAUGUAAAGUACAGAAAAAGAAGCAGUCGAUUUCCACCAGGACCUACCCCUCUCCCUUUCCUUGGGAACUUGCUGUUAAUCGAUCUCAGAAAUCCACAUAUUUCUCUUAAACAGCUGGCAGAGAAGUAUGGAACUGCUUUUUCAUUCCAAGUUGGAUGGCACAAAUUUGUUGUACUGAGCGGAUUCAAGAUGAUAAAAGAGGCACUGGGACAGAAAGCGGAAGACUUCGCAAACAGGCCACAUAGUCCACUGUUCAACCUAGUAGGCUUUAAAAAAAACUGUGAAGGAAUACUCAUGGCGACAUACAGCAGUGGCUGGAAGGAGCAGAGGAAAUUCUGUGUCUCCACUCUGAAAAACUUUGGGAUGGGGAAGAAAACACUUGAACAGAAGAUAUCUGAAGAAGCUGGAUACUUAUGUUCUGAAUUCAAAUCACAAGCAGGCUAUCCCUUUAACCCACAAUAUCUUGUGAACAACGCAGUUGGAAAUAUUAUUUGCAUCCUAACAUUUGGUGACCGCUUUGAAUACAAUGAUGAGACCUUCCUGAAGAUAAUGCAUUUGACAGAGGAUAUUAUGAAGACAUUAACCAGAAACCUGCCCCAGCUUUUCAUCUCAGUAUCCUGGCUUUCCUAUAUUCCUGGACCUCACCAUAAAAUUAAGAAGCUGUAUAAUGAUAUUACUGCCAUAGUAAGAGAGAUUGUGAAUGAACAUAAGAAAACAAGGGAUCCUGCUUUCCGAAGAGAUUUCAUUGACGCAUUUCUGGAGGAGAUGGAAAAGGUCCAAGGGAAUCCAGAAAGCAGUUUUAAUGAACAGAACCUCAUUAAAAUUAUUUAUGAUUUGGUUGCGGCUGGCACUGAAACCACUGCUUCCACCAUACUUUGGGGAUUGCUGAAAAUGGUCCUUCAUCCAGAGGUUCAAAAAAGAGCCCAUGAAGAAAUUGACGAAGUACUUGGGAGGGACAAAACACCUAUGAUGGAGGAUCAGCCCAAAAUGCCUUAUACUAAUGCUGUAAUCCAUGAAAUUCAACGUUGUGCUGAUAUUGCAAGUUUUGCAUUUCCUUAUAUAACACGGCAAGAUGUUGAAGUUGGAAAGUUUAUCAUCCCUAAGAGGACUGUAAUCUUCAAUCACUUAUCUUCUGUGCUGAAGGAUGAAACCAUGUGGGAGAAGCCACACCAGUUUUACCCCGAGCACUUCCUAGAUGCAAAUGGGCAGUUCGUCAAGCGAGAGGCCUUCCUGCCUUUCUCCGCAGGUCGCCAUGCCUGCCCUGGAGAACCAAUGGCUAGAAUGGAGCUCUUCAUCUUCUUCACCACCCUCCUACAGCAUUUCACUUUCAGCAUCCCUGAGAACUAUCCUAGGCCUGAUGAAGAAAGGCACUUUGCCCUCACUGUCAGUCCAUCCCCUUUUCAGAUUUGUGCCAUCCCCAGAUAAUAUCUCGAGGGUAUCUGUUACUCAG